GUCGCUGGUGGUGAUGGUUCGGCGAUGACACUCAUUUUUCUGAGCAAAGGCUAAUAGGAAAAUCAGUCUAUUUGGCUUGUAUCUCUUUACGUUGUGUGUUCGUCAGACUGCCGAGGUACAGUAGCUUGAACUAGUGAGUCAGCAGGGAAGCAGACCCACCAAGAACUGCGUUAAACACGUGGCACUUUGUAUUCGUUUAGGAGAAUACUUUUUAUUCGCGCACUUCGGAGACUCGUCAAGCAAGCUAGCUCACUCCUGCUCUCCAAAGGGCCGCCGCGCUAACAGUUAUUUAUAGUUGAGAGGGCCACAGAGAACUAACCACAACAGACCUCUGCGAAGAGGAAGAGACGGCAUCCGACUUUUAAUAGUUACUGUUAGAUCAUAGGAGAGAGCGAUGGAAACCAAAAUACUCGUCGCUCUGUGCGCUCUGAUCCUCAGCUUGGGUUCGAAUGUAGAAGGUAAGAAGCUCUGUGAUUCGCACUUCUGUGUUUUCUUUCGCAGUUUGAGAGGUUGUUAGAAUAAAUACACACAGAAUACAUUGUAGUCCUGGCUCUCAGAUCAAUUUUUUUUUAAACUUACAUCAUCGUGCGCAUGAUGGAUAAAUUGUGGCCUGUUUGAAUAAGCAAAAAGCCCAUGUGAUUUAUUUGCUGUAUGUCGAAGUCAUUGUGUAUGUAGGUUUAUAAUACAGUUAUGCCUCUAGCAAUUAUUUCAGUCAAUUUAUUUUUCCUCUUCUCUCUAUCUCCCCUUCCCGUCCUCCCUCCACCUUUAUAUUUUCAUCAUGUCAUUCUUUGCUUGCUCUCUCUCUCUCUCUCUCUCUCUCUCUCUCUCUCUCUCUCUCUCUCUCUCUCUCUCUCUCUCUCUCUCACACACUCUCUCUCUCUCAAACCCAUGCUGAUCCUAUAUUUUUUCUCUGUUCUCUGUUUAAUUUGAUGGUCUGCUCUGUCUCUCACAUUAUUAGUGAACAUUUCACAGGCAUGGUAAAAACGUAGGAGUGUGUGAGAGAUGCAGACAGUCUAUGCCUAGGUUAUGACACUGCUAAUAAGUGGUAGGCCUACCAUGAUCAUUUUAACUCUCUCUGAAUCCGUUAGUGAGCCAUACCAGUCACUAAAAGGCUGUCUUGUUGGUCUGCUGCAAUGAACAAAGAUUUUAUUCACAAACAGUUAAGCAUAUAUUUUUUUACCUUUAUUUAACUAUACAGUAGUUCACAUACACAAUUUGCUGUUUUUAGAUAUUUCUACUGAUCCGUUUUUAACGGUCAGAAUAAUGACUGGCUGUUUAGCUGUAAUCAGUCUAGGGUCGCUAUCUCUCUCUCUCUCUCUCACACACAGACACAGACUCACACACACACACACACACAAACACACACACACACACACACACACACACACACACACACACACACACACAGGGUAAUCUUCUGAGGACAAACAUGGGGGGUUGUAGGGUUGGACCCUGGUUCCAUGGCGAGGGUGUUAUAUCUUUGUGCACAUUAUAGAUAAUGUAACAGUUGUUCUCUCUAUGGUGCAGAUGAAGGAAAGGAGGGAAGGAUGCUGCCUUAGACCAGUGUUCCUCAACCCUUUCCUACAAGGGGGGCCCACAGCGUUGCACAUUUCUGUUCCAGCCCAGCAGUAACACACCUGAUUCAACUAAUCAAGGGCAAACAGGUGUUAGUGCUGGGCUGGAACUAAAAUGUGCAACCACGGCCCCUGGGGGUACCCCAGGACACUUGUCUAGUGUCUUGAGAUGCACCCAAUUAUAUUUGUUUCAUCAAACCACAGAGGGAGGAUGCAGGCAGGCUGGGUGUGUUCGUAAGGUUCUUACAGACGCCCUGUGUGUCUGCCACGGCUCCUACCAAAAAAUUGCACAUUCAGGUCCAAAUCAGUGCCUGACCACAACUUGAACUGAGGUCUUGGGUUGCAAGGCAAGCACUCUAUCCUAUUGUAUCAAGUAUUGCUACAAUGUUCUGUGUCCAAUAUACAUACACUCUCUCUCUCUCUCUCUCUGUGUGUGUGUGUGUGUGUGUGUGUGUGUGUGUAGCAGGAGGGACUGAGUAGGCUUUGGAACAAUCACAGUUAUUUAUAGUUCAGAACAAACAUUUAUGUCCCUGCCACACUCUUAGCUGUGUUCUGGCCAGCUCCCUUUGUCUCUCCCUUUUUGCUCCCUCUCCUAGACAGCAAUGAAGCCAGCCCAAAACUAAAGUCGCAUAUCGCUUAUCUAAUACAUAGACAGCACAGGCCUUAGUGUUUUAUAAAAGUACAGAGCACUUAUUACUGCAGUAUUAGCUCCUCCUCCUCCUCCUCCUCCUCCUCCUCCUCCAUAUUUCUACCAGAUCUCAGCUCCUCACUCACACUCCAUUUCUCUUACAACUCUGUCUUUCACCUCUCCCUCCCAUCUCUCUCUCCCUUUCUCACCCUUCCAUCCUUCUUUUUGCCAUCUCACAUUCCCUCUCUCUGUCUGCUUUCUCACCCCUCUCUCUGUCUCUCUCUUUCUGACUCUCUCAAUUCUACUUAGCAGAGUGUAUAGUCUUCAGUGGCUAAGUAAGAACAGGGAAACACAGGUUGACAUUUGAAAAUGUUUUAUUAAUUGCAGCACGAUGCUGUCACAAGCUCUUCAAGCUGGAAUGAAAAUUAACUUGGAAAUAGCAUAGAGUCACAGGAUGGCAUUUGCUGCUCGUAAAUGAGUGUCGAAACUCAGUCAGUUGAAUGUCAAAGCCUGCAGUUGGCUGUAUAUGCUGUCAACAGGUUUGCCACACUGUCACUAAAGUGACAUCCAGUCAUCUUCUAGUCUAUAGUCAUGUAGUCAACUGACAUUUUUCUUCCAAGCUUGGUUAGAUUAAAUUGUAGGAGAGGAGAGAAGAGGAGGUGACGAGGGUUGAAGGAGAGGAGAAAUAGAGAAGAGGCUACACAGACGCCAAACAGGUCAAAAAUGGAGACCUGAAUAAGGAGCUCUGAAAAGGCCACUGUUGCACACAACGUUUCCUUUGCUAUAUUCCAUGUGAACUCUGACAUUUACAUUUUUAUUCUGAGGAUAUACAGAUGUGUUUUUCAUUUUUAUUUUAUUUUUAUACAGGAGGAUUGUGAGUUUGUAAAUAAGUGGCCUAUUUCAGUUAGCAGCAUUGUCAUAUUCUUGUUAUUCUGAUUGUCCCUAGAUUUGUAUAGCCUAAAUAUGGGUCUAGAAAACAGCUACAGUAUAGCUCACACAGAUACACACCCAGUGCUGAAAGGAAAACUGGCCAGCUGCUAGCAGAGAAAUGGUUGGCUGUUCUUUCAGACGUAAGGGUCAAGUUCUUUCCCCAGGUACAUGCUGUAUCGCCCUGAGUGUGUGUGUGUGUGCAUGUGUGUGACCCUGUAACACGUGAAGAGGGGAAAGUGUUUCUCCAUGGCAAACAGUGGUUCCCUUUAUAACUCCCCCAGCCCCCUCCAUACACAACACACAUACACACACCCUCCCCCCAAUGCUUGACCUGAGCAGCCCUAACAGAGCUGAGGCAGAGGAACAGGGCCAGUAUUGUACAGCCACUCACUUUUCACACACUGGUAUGUGUACACGCGUGUGUGUACAUGGUCUUAUAUAGCUAUGUCAAAUGUUUGUGUGGACGUGCAUGGGCUUUCUUGCCAUCAGCAUGUUGUGUGUUUGUUUGUGUGUGUUGAGCUGUGUGAGUGAUGGCGAGAGGAAUAAGAGGCUCCAUGACAGUGUGUCACUGGCUUGUAAUGGCAUUACACUGGUAUUCUGGACUUUAUCAGAUAGAGGGGGGAGAGGAGUAUGAGAGAGCGAGGUGGAGGGAGUGUGAGAGAAGGAGGUGAGAAGGAAAGAGGGUAAGGAGGAGAGGAAUAGAUAGAUGGAAAUGAGGAUGAGGGAAAGACAGACAGAGGAGAAGAGAGACAGACAGAUAGCAUGUGACCUUUCUGGCUGCAAUAAAACUUGGUUGAACUGCUUAUACAGCAUGACAACAGGCAUGACACAAAGCUAAAAAUGUCCCAUUUACAUCAGCACGAUUCUGCAGUUCUUUUGGUACUAAUGCUCCCUAAUGGUUCAACACUAACGUGUGUUUACAGACCUGGGGUUGUUCAUCUGGUGGGUCACCAUGCAAAAAACAACUACAAUGUUUUUGGUACCAAUGCUGACAGUGACAAAACCUACCUGAUUACUAUGGUGAGACUGUUUAGACUAGAGAUUGUUUAGGCAGGGCAAGAGAGAUUGAACACAAACAAGAGAGAUUCCUGAAUCUAAAUAUCUAACCUGAUGCUCAUUGAGUGUUACUGGUUGGCUAUUGUAUGGGUUCCAAAUGUCAGCUCACUUUGGAUCAAGCUUUCCUUAAUUGCAUAGGAAUUGUGUUGUUUAACUGCAAAUGUCAGCGCAACAGACAGUCACUGAUAGUGGUGUUUGAAUAUGCAUAUUUUUCGUGAUGGCAGUCCUUUAAAAUGUAAAAGGAAUCUGAUUCUCAGCAGGUCCCCUAUGUCUCCUCUUUAGCAGACAUAGACCAGAGUUGAAUAAUACAUGUUACAUCUGUAUUCUGCCUUACCAUCUAUUCCAGUAGACCAUCUAUCCUCUCUGUCUACACUUCUUUAAAAAUAGAGCAGCCUCCCCUUCUCAGGAGGAGUUGGAAGAAAUGAUCCUAACUGGUCCUGAGGGGGAUCUAAUAGAUCUGCCAUUCUUCUGGAAAACAAGGACUAUCUGACGAAAGAAAUGCAUCAUUCACAGAUCGGCUUAUUUCAGAGAUCAUGAAUUUAAUAUUUGAUGUCUUUCCUUACGUCUUUCCUUACUGUGCACUGCUUCAGCAACACACUCCUAUUAACUAAAAGUCUAAAUGUCACCCUGAUUGUCUCUUCUCCAGGCCAGGACCCUGGUGAUCCCUCCUCUCCCUCAGACGGGCCACUGGCCCUGGGUAUGUCCGCGGCUACUCAGGCCCCCCUCCCUGGAGGUUCUCUGUCCCUCCCCAGCACAGACUCCCCAAAGCCAGCCAGCGACCUCACUGAUAGAGGGCUCUCCAACAACAACAACAGCAGCAGUAGCAGCAGCAACGACACAGAAGUCGUAGUGAAAGAGGUCCAAGGUAAAUGUACUGUAGAACAUAAAAAAUGGAAUGAAUGGAAUUGUAUUGGUUCGGAGGACUACUUUAUUAUUGAAUAAAAUAUAAUUUCAAAUUGUACAUUUAUUUAAACAUAUAAUUUGUUUAAGAUAAAUCAUUCAGCUUGUUCUCAGUCUAUUUAGAGCCAUGCCACCUUAGUUCAGGGGUUAGUGGUCAGGGGUAUUUUUUAGAAGCCACAACAUAGUCAGACACAGCACAAGCAGAGUGGAGAGCUGUGACUGGGCUGAGGUGAUGACAAACACACACACACACACACACACACACACACACACACACACACUAGAAAACAGAACAUGGUCCUUAAAAGGAGGAUACUGUUGGGUUUACUAACUAGAGCACAAAGAGAGACAUGAGAUAGACAGAAGAUGGAGAAAUUAAGCAAAAAAACUAGAUCAUGAGAGAAUUCACGGCAAGAAACAGUGUUGUUAGGCAUACAGAAAGAGGGCAGAGUGUAGAACUGGAGGGGGGUGGAGAAGGAGGAGAGAUGCACGGUGAUUAAAUUCAGUGUGAUUUCGCACAGAGAGGUGAGAAAGUUUGGAGCCUGACACACACACACACACUGGCUCAUUGCAAACAUCCACCUGCACCUCACUCACUCUGUAUCUGUAUCUCUCUGGGAGGUUUUACAGGUGUAUAUUAUCUCAUCACUACACUGCUGCUUCUCUCUCCUCUGUGUCCUCUGGCUGGGAGUUAGAAGAAACACUGCUAAUUGGAGUGUGUGUGUGCGUUCAACUUUGUUUUUUCUUGUUGAAUGUUUUUUCUGCAGAUAUUGACUGUGGCUUUUCGCCUAUCAAUGGCUUUUAUAAUUGAUAAAAAGAUUUGUAAACAUUAAUGUAUCCUUCUUUCCUUGUAUUGAAUUUCACUUAAAAACCUUUAUUCCUCUCUGAUCUAGCCACCAGUGUGGGGGUCCCUGAAACCCCUCCCAUCCCUGAGAAGACCCCUGGCCCAGGGAACCUCACUGAAGAAACCGUACAGCCCUCUGUUGCUCCCUCUGACAACCAAACUGCCCCUACCCACACACCCAUUACCACAGUCCUCGUUCACAAUCCUUCCACCACCCCCCCACACACACCUGUCCACUCCACCACUCCACCACUCCAUGCCCCUCAUCCCUCCACACAACACCCCAAAACCCACUCACCCAUCACCACCACCGUUUCCCCACCCCCUAUUAGGCCUGAGACCCAUCCAACUAACACCGCCGCUGACCCCCAGCCCAGCUCAACCCCCAGCCCUAACCCAGAGACCUCUAACCCUACCCAGCCUAAACAGACAGUCAGUCCCGUUCCCACCACCACUACCACCACUUCUCCCCCAGCUGUACCUAUGUCUGAGCCCCAGACCUCCAGCACCACUCCUCUCCCGGCUUCCACCCCAGCCAGCAGCCCUCCAUCCCAGGCUAAAACACACGCCGACAUCCCCUCUCAGCUCAAUGUGGUGGAUGGUGAGUAGAUGGAUUCGUUGUGUAUGCGUGUGUGUGUGUUAUGUUGCUAUGAGAGUGUUUUGUUAUUUGUUAUCAAAGAGCAGCAACCACAGUAUUAUAUACUAUGGUCUCUCUGGUGGAUAAAGGGGGGAGACAUCCAACCCCGGUCUAAUAAAACCAUACACACACUCAAAACCUAAACGGUCCAGUCGUCAGUCCCAUGACUGGCUCUGUCUCUUGCCAGACAGAGAGCUGAUUGUGGGGUGGUGGUGCUGAUAGUACCCUUAGCUGUUUAGGAGGGAGUGUGUGUGUAUGUGGGGGGUGGGGGGACAGACUUGUGCAGGGAAACAAAGAACAGCAUAGCUUUUGUUGGGAUGCCAGUUCAGUGCUGGGUGUGUCAGUUUAGUCCUAUGCCCAGAAAGCCCCGGGCUUGCUCGCUCUCUCUGUCACUACCCUACAAUCAAGUCUGUCUUAUUCUCUUUGUAAGACAUCCUGUUAAUAGCUUGUGUUUAUAUUUUAUAAUAUAUUUCAUAUUUUAAUAUAUUAUGUUAUAUAUCACAGGAGGUUGCUGAGGGAGAACGGCUCAUAAUAAUGGCUGGAACGGAGCAAAUGGAAUGGCAUCAAACACCUGGAAACUAUGAGUUUGAUGUUUUUGAUACCAUUCCACUAAUUCCACUCCAGCCAUUACCACAAGCCUGUCCUCCCCAAUUAAGGUGCCGCCAACCUCCUGGGUUAUAUAUGUAUAUAUAGUAUAAUAUGUUCCCCUCACCCGAGCAGGGGAGCCAGUGUUCCAUAGUGGUGCUCCAGCCCUGGACCCUCUCCUAGCUGGACUAGUGUCAGCCUUCAUCGUCACUGCAGCCAUCAUCACCCUGCUCCUCUUCAUCAAACUGCGACGACGGGAUCAGCGGCCUGAGUUCCGCAGGCUCCAGGACCUGCCUAUGGUGAGACAGUGAAACACAAGUGGUUAGGUGAAGAGACAGUGUCACGCUUAACAUUAAUGAGACCUGAAGACUUGCGUAAGCGUCAGUCUUGUUUUGUGAGCUAUUACACUAAGUAGGCAUUGUUAGCAUUAGCAUUUAUUUCACUCACCACCUGUCAUCUGGACCAGCGCUCACCAUUUACUUGUGUUCCUGUUGACAUCCUGCUUACAUCCUGUUGUGUUUUCCCCUGUUUAGGAUGAUAUGAUGGAGGAUACUCCCCUGUCCAUGUACAGCUACUGAUGGAGAUGGAGAGGACACAGUCUGACCUGAUGGAACAGCUAGACCCCCACAGACCUUCUCCUUCUGAACUGGGGCUGCGUCUCUAUAGUCCAACCUGGCCUUCUCUCCUUGUCCCCUGUCCUCAUAUCCUUUCGUUUAUCCGCACUGACAUGAGACAUGGACUGGUGAAAGCCAGUCGAUGGUAGGCACCCUCCAUAUUGCUUUUAUCGAGCCUGUGUUUUCAAAUCAGUGCAGAUGGAGGAGAUGAGGAGAGUGAGGCGCCAUUUUAGACCAUUGAGAUGCACCCCUGGCGUUCCCUCACCACCUUUGUGUCUCUGUGAGCAACAGGGGGUUUCUGAGUGUGAACAGCUCUUUUCCUGGUCUAUGUGGAUCUGAGUUCCAUCAGCAGUGUUCCCACUUCUACAUUCUACCUUCUACAUUCUAGGGUGCCCUCUGUCAGCUGUGUUUUAUUUGAGUGUUCGGUAACAAGGGAUCCUCUCUUUCAUCACUAGUUAGAGCCUGGUAGGCUACUUGUGCCUGGCUAUAUAGUGUUGUACAGUACAGUUGCACUUUACGUUACAGAGGACAUGUAUGUGUGUGUGUCUGUGUGUGCGUGUCUGUGCAUGGUUGAGCGAGCAUGCUCGCGUGUAUGUGGGGACGGGAGGGGUGGUGUGGUUUGGGGUAUUUAAGUUGUGUUUCCAUGGAAACUAGUUCCUCUCUAAAGAUCCUGCUUGUUAUUCUCCUGUUUCUUUAUUGGGAGUCUCUGGUGGUUUUUAGCUCAUUGGGCUAACACAGCCUUGUGGCGUCCAGACAACCUGGGUUCAAACCCGGUCAGUCACACUUGUAAGGGGGGAGGUUGUCUCUCUGAGUAUCUUUAGUACAUUUAUCUUUAUAUAGAGCCUUAAUGGACUCUUCAUCCCCACUAGAGCUAUAUACAGAGUACAAUACAGAGGAAACAAUCCUCCAUGGUGGCUCAAUACAUUCCAUGCUUGUUAGAAUUCUACAUGUCAAAGCACUUGUUCUGAACUCUAAGGCUGGUUUGUCUGUUACUGUAGUUCUCACAGCCUCACAGCCAGGCCCAGACCUAUGUUCUAACAUGUCUUAGUCAGGAAGAGCCUUGGGCAGAUUCAGCAGCAGAGAUGUCAGUGGUGACAUGUCUGUUUCCAACUGAAUUUGGCCAGUUGUCUUUCAAUACAAUUCAUUCAUUGUUUUAAUCAUGUAACUACAUGACAUGAGGGUAACUUGUUGCCCAAGUCAGUCAGUGCUAGCCGCUACCAUUAGCAUGCAGUCCAUUAACUGCCUCAAGGGAAGGGAACUCUGAUAAACUACUCCAUGAACACAGACAUUGUAUAGCACGAGGUCAGAGAGAGAAACUCUUAAAUGUAAGGCUUUUAUGAGUAUAAUGCUCCAUUGAUUUGAGGUGAAUGCAGUCUGUGUGUAUGUCUCUGUGUUAGUCUGUGUGUGUUAAACGCACAGGAGAAAAUAACACCCCCCCCCUCCUUCCCUACCCCAAUCUCUAUUGGGGUGACUUGAGUUGGAGCCAUAGGCCUGUAUUGGAGACAGUAUUGAUGAUUAUUGUUCACACACAGGGAUAGAAAUUGGCCAUUGUCUAGCAGAGUAGGCAGCAUCCUGUUAUGCACCUGGCACAGCCAGGGGGGUAUGUCACAAAGCAGGAUCAAAGAGUUAGCCAGCUAAAUUUCAUAAUAUUCUUAAAUAACUUUACAUUCCGACUUCAUAAAGAUAAGUAGACUUGAAAGGGACAUGGUAUAAUUGACUCCAUAUUAAAGUUUCCAUUUUUAAACAAAUUAGAAAAGCAAUAGUUACGUCUAUUUCUGAAUGUUUGUCAAAGUUAGCUGAUUUAGGACUAGAUUAAAUCCAGACUGCUGAAGAUCUGCGUUAUAGCGCUAUUGAAAUGUAAAGGUAAU
Messenger RNA from Coregonus sp. 'balchen', 9636 nucleotides. NCBI's taxonomy places the organism in Eukaryota, Metazoa, Chordata, Actinopteri, Salmoniformes, Salmonidae. The record is from the annotation of a GenBank genome assembly.